Cryptomeria japonica (Japanese cedar) is the source of this 2463-nucleotide messenger RNA. Its product is annotated as ankyrin repeat-containing protein At2g01680. Gene Ontology annotation, molecular function: protein phosphatase 1 binding; protein phosphatase regulator activity. Gene Ontology annotation, cellular component: plasma membrane. The record is from RefSeq and is a predicted model, not a curated record. The coding region runs from base 432 to 2195 and encodes 587 amino acids. Lineage: Eukaryota; Viridiplantae; Streptophyta; Pinopsida; Cupressales; Cupressaceae. The transcript is spliced from 3 exons.
GCAUAUUAUGUAUCUCACAAUUUGUAUAUUGAAGAUUUUAGUCUUUUUGUUUAAGCUUCUUUCCUCAUCAUGUUGAUGGAUUUGUAGGUUAAAAUAAAGAACCGAUGAAGGUUUUAGUAAAAAGCCAAACAGAUUGUAGGUCUCAAAUCAACCAUGUUAUCAUUCGAUGAUGUGAUUAGAAGUCGCACAUAAACAGUGAUAAUAUUUUUACUGUCUAAUCUAAACCCAUGGCCUCUGUUUCACUACCCUCACAACCCUACCGACUCUCUUCUCAACUGAAGGUUAUCCAUUUGUUGGUUGAAAAGAAAAAUAUUCUCUAACCACAGUUUUCUAGAUCCAUUUCCUUACUAUAAAUUCAAACGAUUGUCAGAGAUUUAAUGCAUAGAAUUUAGUGAGAAGUUGUAAAAUUUUGGAAGCAGAAGAAAGGAAGGAUGAGGGCUGAUGUGUUCGUUGCCUGCAGAGAUGGCGAUCUGAGCAGUAUUCAAAAGUUAUAUGGGCAGAACCCUCGCCUUCUGCGAGAGGUUGCAUUUGAAGGAAACAGUCUUCUCCACAUCGCUGCAAGAGAAGGGCACGGUGAAAUUGUUUCAUGGGCUCUAACCCACUUGAGUGGUUACCGUUGUAUGACAAAAGCUCGCAACACUGAUAAAAAUACGGCGUUGCAUGAGGCUGCUAAAGGUGGGAAUGGACGAGUGAUAAGCAGUCUGCUUGGCUACAACAAGUCCGCCGCCUCCAGACGUAAUCAGUUUGGAGAGACGGCUUUGAUAAUAGCAUCUGAGAACGGUCAUGUAGAAGCAGUGAGGCUUUUGAUGGAAGCCACUCCAUGGUAUAUGAUUUUAUGGCCAAGGAAUGAUCACCAAACAUGCCUUCAUGUUGCAGCUUACGAAGGCCAUCUAGAUGUUGUGAAGAUUAUAUUAGGGAAGCCAAGCUUAUGGGAUAUACUACAUCUUAUAUCUCUUAUUCCUGAUGUCUGUGGUGUCACUCCCUUGCAUAUUGCAAUUCAUGGAAGACAUAUGGACAUUGCAAAUGAAAUAAUGAACACAAAACUAAAUUCAUGGUGCUGUAGUCAUUGGUUCAACAAGAGUUUAAUGACGAAGAAGGAUAAACUUGGAAGAUGCCCAAUUCAUGUUGCAGCAUUGAAUGGUUGUAUGGAUAUAGUUGAAAGAUUUAUAUUUCUAAUCCCAGAUUGUAUAGAAAUUCGUAGUACAGAUCUUAAAACUGCUCUACAUUUCGCUGUGGAGUAUAAUCAAUUUGAUGUUGUACAGAAACUCUUAUCUCCCUUCCAGCCAACAAAAAUUGUGAAAUUGGUCAGUUACGACCGUGACAUUUCUGGCAAUACUGCAUUGCAUUUGGCGGCUAAAAAUGGAGUAGACCCUCAGCUUGUGGAAUAUUUAAUAUCAUUCUCCGGCGUAAAAGUGAAUGCUAUAAACAAUGAUGGGCAGAGUGCACUUGACAUAGCAGCUGGUGCUGAAUCUGACAACAACUGCAAUUUUAGUAGGAUUGCAAUGGUUCUCAAAGAUCAGGAUGCAAAACAUAGUUUCAUACUACAUUCCAAAGCUUCAAGGAAAUUAAAUGAGAGUAAAAUCCAGAACAACAGCAAUAACGAAAAUGUAAUGUCAGUGGACACGCUGGUGGCAUCCUUAGUUGCCACAGUGACAUUUGCAGCUGCAUUUCAGGUGCCAGGAGGAACUAAUAAAGAUGAAGAUACCAACAUGGCACUAGAAACCCUAUUUCAAGUGUUCUUAUUUUCAGAUUGUCUUGCCUUCUUUGCCUCCAUCACGGUGGUGAUGGCAUGGAUAUUUAGGGAAAGACUACAGGAAAAGCUUACCGUGGAUCGCUCUCCAUUGACAAAAAUAUCCCUGCUCUGUUUAGAACUCUCAGUAAUGUCAGCAGCUCUUGCAUUUGUAAGUGCAAUCAUCCUGGCCACAAUACCUCGCAAUCUAGAAAAACAUAAGGAUAAAAAUUUCAAGGAAUAUCAGUUAAUCUUUGGAGGCGAAAUUUUGACAGCAUCGCUUGUUCCCACAGUUGCUAUUAUCCUUCUAGCCCUUGUCUGGACUUUCGAAUAUUAUUUUAGGACCACAAAUGAUUCCCUGCAAAAACUUAAAACCCAAUUUCAGCAGGUUAUAAUCUAUAUAAUUCCCCCUUUUCUCCUCAUAUUUAUAGUAAUUUUCACCUACGGUUACAGCCAAAUAAAGUGACACCUUCCUUAUGCAUUUCUAUUGUUGGAGAGGUGAUUGCCACAAUAAACUUGUCUUCUCCUCCUUUUUAAGCCCGUACGUCCACUAUAUCUUUAACUUUCACAGGGUGCUUUGAAGAUGGAUUUUCAGCAGCGUGUCCAUGUUUUUGUACAGCCUCUGGUUGCAGUUCAUCCUUUCACGAUGGCGUUUUAUUAGUUUGUUUUCAUCUUCUAUGUAAUCGGGCUUCCUCCUUCCAGUAUGAAUACACGUUUUUUAGUAUUGUAAUCAA